Molecule: messenger RNA, 366 nt
Organism: Blepharisma stoltei
Lineage: Eukaryota; Ciliophora; Heterotrichea; Heterotrichida; Blepharismidae
Source: the annotation of a GenBank genome assembly
AUGUCGAAAAGAGAGAGAGGUGAAAAUCGUCGUGUUGUUGUGUCUGGAUUCGGAAGCAAUAUCACUUCUGAUUCAAUUGCUGCCGUUUUUACGCCUUAUGGUAAGGUUGAGGGCAUUCGCUUCAAAGGCAGGAAAUGCUGCACUGUUCAAUUUGAAGAAUCAGAAAGCGUCUUGAAAGCAAUACAGCUUCAUGGUUCCCGACAGCCUUUACUGAAUACGACUCAAUUGAAUGUCACUCCCAUUGAUCCGUUGCCUGUUAAGAAGUCGAAAGUUUAUGCGGGAUCCUUUGUUGUAUUAGAUCCACCCCGGUUUAAUAAUUUCUUGAUUCCUGUUUUGCCAUCUUUUAUGUCAUCAGGUUUCAAGUAG